CCGGGGCGGCAGGGGGCGCUGCAGCCGCACCGGCUAGAGGAGCAGCUCCCGUCCCGUUCGGCUGAGCAGCGGCAGCAGCAAUCAGUGACCGUCCCGGGCCGCUCGGACAGCAGCCCGGGGCCGUGCGACUCUGCUAGCCGACAAAACCUCCAGACUGCAGCGGAGCCUCCGCGCCGCACAGGCCGCCUCAGGAGCUCCGUGCGCCGGGGAGACACACACACACAGCCCGACAGCGAGCCGAGCCGAGCGAGCCAAGCUAAGCUAAGCUCAGUUAGGCUAGGCUAGCCCGGUUAGCCCGCUGGGAGCCAUGGUGCUGGGGCUGGCCGACCUGUCGGCUAACGGUCGCAUCGCGGCCGGGCUGCUGGUCAACCUGCUGUCGUCCAUCAGCAUCGUCUUCCUCAACAAGUGGAUCUACGUGCACCACGGCUUCCCCAACAUGACGCUGACGCUCGUGCACUUCUCGGUCACGUGGCUGGGCCUGUUCGCCUGCCGCCGCCUCGACGUCUUCGCCCCCAAGCGGCUGCAGGUGCGGCGCGUGCUGGGCCUGGCGCUCAGCUUCUGCGGCUUCGUGGUCUUCACCAACCUGUCGCUGCAGAACAACUCGGUGGGCAGCUACCAGCUGGCCAAGGCCAUGACCACGCCUGUCAUCAUCCUCAUCCAGAGCGCCUGCUACAGGAAGAGCUUCUCCACCGCCAUCAAGCUCACCCUGGUUCCUAUAACAUUAGGUGUGAUCCUGAACUCGUACUACGACGUUCGUUUCAACCUGUUGGGGGCGCUGUUUGCGUCGCUGGGUGUUCUGGUGACCUCGCUGUACCAGGUGUGGGUCGGAGCUAAACAACAUGAGCUCCAGGUGAACUCCAUGCAGCUGCUGUACUACCAGGCUCCUCUGUCCUCAGGCUUCUUGCUCUGUCUGGUUCCUUUUUUCGAGCCGCUGACCGGAGAGGGCGGGAUCUUUGGACCCUGGUCACUUUCUGCUGUGGUGAUGGUGCUGCUGUCGGGCGUCGUGGCGUUCCUGGUCAACCUGUCCAUCUACUGGAUCAUCGGAAACACCUCGGCCGUCACCUACAACAUGUUCGGUCACUUCAAGUUCUGCAUCACUCUGAUUGGAGGAUACCUGCUGUUCCAGGACCCACUGUCACUCAACCAGGCGUUGGGGAUCCUGUGCACCUUGGCAGGUAUCUUGGCGUACACUCACCUCAAACUGGCUGAGCAGGAGGAGGGGAAGAGCCGACUGGCACAGCGGCCGUAGCCCCGCCCACCUGCCGUGUCAUCACCUGCACUGACUCCUGCCAUUGGCCAGUUUCACAGAUGGCUUUUUUUUAUUUUAUUAAGAAUAUUUUUUCAGGAAAAUAAGAACUGAUCUACUGUCAGUUUGAGGUGGAGUUCCAGCUCCGCCUCACCACCUCUUUUCCCAGAAUUCCCUGCUGCUUGUCGCUGCAGGUGAUGGACAGUCUCUCCUGUCGCCUGCAGCUGACUUUAAUUCUGUUUCCAAACUUCCAAAAUUUUUAUUUUUUAUGUCUGUAGUCGCUCAGCAAACCUCGGCCGGGUCAGAGAGCACAAACUUUCAAAUUAACUUCCCAGAAUUCCCUGCUGCCGCUGGAUUGGAGGAAGUGGAUGUUGAAUGGGUGUGGCUCAACAACAACCAAUCAACAGUGGACUAUCAUUUAGAGGACCAUCAUAGAAAGCCGGUCCAAACCGGUUCAGACUGAAAACAUGAAAAUGAAAGCUUGUCUUGUAUACAGCAGCUGCUCUCAGCCAAUCAGAGCGUCCGAAAACAUUUGAAAAUCUCCUCAGCCUCAUUUGAGCUUCAGGCCUCAAAGGUCUUCAUUUUGUUUUGUUGUUAUUUUAUUUGUAUUAUUAUUUUUUAUAAGCGUCAUCAGUUGUUUGACAUCUUUUUUAAUUUAAAAGAGCAUCCAGGUUUUCAUGUGUUAGUUUGGUUUUAUUUGAUCUGACUUUCUAAAAGGGCUUUAAAGUGUCGGUCAGAGACUUCCCAUCAUGCACGGCUGGCUGUGACUUAUGGGUUGCCAUGGUAACCUUCACGGUAACCAAAGAGUUACUCAGUGCAUCUUUUUUUUAUUAUUGUUUUAUCCACGUUCAGCAGCUGUAACAGCAUGUUGCCAUGGUAACCACAAUAGGUCACCAUGGUAACCGUAAUGAAAGAGAAGAGCGCCCUUCCGGGGGAUUUUUACUGAACUGACCUGAACCCAUCACUUUUUGUUCCCUUUUUUUAAAAAACUGUAUUUAAUGUCAUUUUCAUACUCGUGACUGUUAAAUAAAAAAGUUUCUCUCCUUGUU
Molecule: messenger RNA, 2295 nt
Organism: Myripristis murdjan (pinecone soldierfish)
Lineage: Eukaryota; Metazoa; Chordata; Actinopteri; Holocentriformes; Holocentridae
Gene: slc35e3
Product: solute carrier family 35 member E3
Exons: 8
Coding region: 308-1249 (313 amino acids)
Source: RefSeq, a predicted model, not a curated record